Coniosporium apollinis CBS 100218 is the source of this 1062-nucleotide messenger RNA. RefSeq lists its product as uncharacterized. The record is from RefSeq and is a predicted model, not a curated record. Bases 1 to 1062 code for a protein of 353 amino acids. Lineage: Eukaryota; Fungi; Ascomycota; Dothideomycetes. The transcript is spliced from 2 exons.
AUGUCGAUCUCCACAGACUUCGCAGAUCUCAGGGACAAAGUCGUUGUACUGACUGGUGGCGCUAGCGGCAUCGGCGCUUCUACCGUCCGCCUCUUUCAUUCUCACGGCGCCCAUGUCGUCUUUGGUGACCUCGCCCUCGAAGCUGGCUCCGCUCUUGUAGCGAGCCUCUCUACAUCUUCACCGACCUCGUCCGCCUCGCCCAAAGUAACCUUCGUACCAACAAACACUGCCAUCCACGCCGAUGUGGUACGCCUGUUCAAGACCGCGCUCGCGCUUCAUGGCCGCGUCGACCAUGCUGUCGCCUGCGCGGGCGUCCUCACUCCCGGCGCCGAUUUCUUCGCGCUGGAUCAGAACGUUAAGAGUGUGGAGCUGAACGAACCGGACACGACCACGCUCGAUGUCAAUCUGAAAGGGAGCAUGUAUUUUGCUAGGGUUGCGUUGGUGUAUCUACGGCACGUUCCCGCUCAAGAGAACGCUGAUCCAGCGGAGGUGCAGCGCGAUGGGAAUGACGGAAGGAGACUCGAGGGCGCAGAGAUCGAUAGAUCCCUCACCCUUAUCGCCUCCGACAUGCCCUUCAUCGGCGUCGCGCAAGCGCCGGUGUACCAGGUCAGCAAGAUGGGCGUGCUGGAGCUGAUGCGUGUCCUGCGGCCGCUCUUCCAGUCUCCGUUGUCUGGUCAAUGUCUCUCGCCUAACGGACAGGGUGAAAGGAGGCCGAAGAUCCAGAUUCGCGUCAAUGCCGUCUGUCCAUCUCUCGCGGCUACGCCUAUGGUUGGUGGGCUAAGUGAAGCAUGGCAGGGAGCUGGCUUGCCUAUCAACACGCCGGAGAUGGUUGGGCAGGUGAUUUUGGGACUUGCUGCAUGCCCAGAGUCAGCAGUCGGUGGAGGGAAUACGAAGAAGGCGCAUGGUAUGGCUCUUGAAGUCGUUGGUGGUGAAGCUUGGGAUAUUGAAGAAGGUUUGGAAAGUAGUAUGGGAACGUGGCUAGGCGAGCGUGGAAGGCAGACAGUACUAGGGGCAAGGCAGCUUUUCAAAGGGAUGGGUGAGCGCGUAUGGGAAGCCCCAUAA